AAACCCCACCAAACUUUUACAAGAUUCAGCAGCAGAGCCUUCACACCCACUCCUCAACUUGACAUGCCCUCAAAUCUUCGGUGAUAAUGUCCAAACAAUACCUCACAACGCACACAAUAGACGAUGCUCACAUCACCGAUAUCUUCUCCCUCGCUGUGACACGCACUCAGAUCCUCUCCGUAUCUGGCGCGUCAUCAAUCAAAGUACACUCCACCACCUCCCCCGAUAUCCCUCUCAUGCAAACCCUUUCCGGCGCACACAGGCUCGGCUGCCAUCACAUCGUAACCUCCCGCAACGGACGAAUAGCAGCCAGCGCAGGUUUCGGCGGCGAGGUGAAGAUAUGGAGCAUUUCUGAAUCUGGAGAAUGGGCGGGAGAAGGCAAAAUUGAGGACGGCAACAAGGCGGGAGAGAUAUGGGCCGUUGCGCUGAGCGAGGAUGGACAGUUCUUGGCGAGCACUACGUAUGAUGGGCGGAUAAAUGUGUGGGAUCUCGUUGCUGGACGGAAGAAGAUUAGAGAAUAUGAGACGAAAGGGAGCUUUGGGAUGUGUAUUGAUAUGAGCCGGGAUGGGAGAUUUACGGCCAGUGGGCAUGAGAAUGGUGGGGUUUAUGUGUUUAAUAAUGAUACGGGCAGGAUGUUGUAUUCGUUGCCAGGUUUGGUGAAGCCAGUACGGGCGGUUGCGUUCUCACCUGCUGGUACUCGUCUCGCUGCUGCAGGAGACGCGAGGGUUAUUGCUCUGUACGAUGUCCAGCACGGGGAGCAAGUUGCAAAUCUCACAGGCCACUCAGCAUGGAUCUUUUCGGUAGACUGGAGUGAUACUGGCGAGUAUCUUCUCAGUGGGUCUUUUGAUGGCAAGUGCAAAGUGUGGUCUAUUGACAGAAGGGCAUGUGUGGCGACCCACAGCGAAACGGACAAGACUCUAUGGUGUGUCAAGUGGUUGCCAAAGACUGGGAAGAGUGAAGCCUUUGCUACUGCUGGUGCAAACCGAAGUAUCUCUUUCUACCGAGAGGCAUCCGGUGGUUAGAAGAAGAAUGUUGUUGGGGAUUUGCAUCAACGCUGCUGGCUCAAAAACACCUCGCAAGCUCUAAGAGAGUUUUCAACAUCCAGCUAAGUGCUAUAGAAGCUCUUCUCAGCUAGCAGAUACAUCGGACGAACUUUCUCAGAUAUUUGGAGGAGCUCCACGUGAUACGAAUAAGGUUAGACAGGGAUACCGGUACCUUACGGUUCCUAGCUAAGCCGCAUUCGGAAAUCGAGGUAAGGGGGGGCUGU
Hyaloscypha bicolor E is the source of this 1267-nucleotide messenger RNA. RefSeq names its product WD40 repeat-like protein. Gene Ontology annotation, molecular function: protein binding. The record is from RefSeq and is a predicted model, not a curated record. Bases 87 to 1022 code for a protein of 311 amino acids. The transcript is spliced from 4 exons. Gene Ontology annotation, cellular component: Cdc73/Paf1 complex. Lineage: Eukaryota; Fungi; Ascomycota; Leotiomycetes; Helotiales; Hyaloscyphaceae.